Molecule: messenger RNA, 4383 nt
Organism: Doryrhamphus excisus (bluestripe pipefish)
Lineage: Eukaryota; Metazoa; Chordata; Actinopteri; Syngnathiformes; Syngnathidae
Gene: srgap1a
Product: SLIT-ROBO Rho GTPase activating protein 1a
Biological process (GO): signal transduction
Molecular function (GO): protein binding
Source: RefSeq, a predicted model, not a curated record
UGGGAUGCACCGCUUAUUGUAGCCCCCCCCAGCUUGUUGACAAGCACUUUUUUUUUUUUGCAAUCUCUCAACAGGAAGCUACCAAAAGAUGUCUUCUCCGAGGUUCAAAAAGGAUAAAGAGAUCAUAGCGGACUAUGAGAGUCAAGUGAAAGAGAUCCGGGCACAGUUGGUGGAGCAACAGAAAUGCAUGGACCAGCAGACGGAGAUGAGGGUCCAGCUGCUGCAGGACCUUCAGGAUUUCUUCAGGAAGAAGGCAGAGAUCGAAAUGGAAUAUUCCCGAAACCUGGAAAAACUGGCCGAACGCUUCAUGGCCAAGACUCGCAGCACCAAGGACCACCAGCAGUACAAAAAAGACCAGAACCUGUUGUCCCCCGUCAACUGCUGGUACCUGCUCCUGAACCAGGUGAGGAGGGAGAGCAAGGACCACGCCACCCUGAGUGACAUCUACCUCAACAACGUCAUCAUGAGGUUCAUGCAGGUCAGCGAGGACUCCACGCGACUACUGAAGAAGAGCAAGGAAAUCGCAUUUCAGCUGCAGGAAGACUUAAUGAAGGUCCUUAACGAGCUAUACACAGUGAUGAAGACCUACCACAUGUACCACUCGGAGAGCAUUAGCGCUGAGAGCAAACUCAAGGAGGCGGAGAAGCAGGAGGAGAAGCAGAUGGGAAGAGGAGAUCCGGUUUUCAGCAUCCGGAUGGAAGACCAUACCAAAUACCAGAAACGCAACUCCGUGAAGAAGAUGGAGAAGAUGAAGGAGAAGCGACAAGCUAAGUACUCGGAGAACAAGAUGAAGUCCAUCAAAGCGCGGAACGAGUACCUCCUCACCCUGGAAGCGACCAACUCGUCUGUCUUCAAGUACUACAUCCACGACUUGUCCGAUCUCAUCGACUGCUGUGAUUUAGGGUACCACGCCAGUUUGAACCGAGCCUUACGGACGUACCUGUCGGCCGAAUACAACCUGGAGACGUCUCGCCACGAAGGUCUCGACAUCAUCGAAAACGCCGUGGACAGCCUGGACCCACGAAGCGACAGACAACGCUUCAUGGAGAUGUUCCCGACCGCGUUCUGCCCGCCUGCAAAGUUCGAGUUCCAGUCUCACAUGGGAGAUGAGGUGUGUCAGAUUUCGGUGCAGCCUCCCGUGAACGGGGAACUCGUACUGAGGUUCCAGCAGCUGCAGUCUCGCCUCGCGACUCUGAAGAUCGAAAACGAGGAGGUGAAAAAGACCUCGGAGGCCACCCUCACCACCAUCCAGGACAUGGUGACCAUCGAGGACUACGACGUGUCCGAGUGCUUCCACCACAGCAGAUCCACGGAGUCGGUGCGGUCCGCCGUGUCGGAGACGUACCUCAGCAAACCCAGCCUGGCCAAGAGGAGGGCCAACCAACAGGAGACGGAACAGUUCUACUUCAUGAAAUUCCGUGAGUUCUUGGAGGGCAGCAACCUGAUCUCCAAACUGCAGGCCAAACAUGAUUUGCUGAAGAGGACACUUGGCGAAGGCCACCGAGCCGACUACAUGACCACAAGACACCCCAACGGCGUGUUCAAAACCCACACUGGCCCCCGCCGGGCUCGACCCCGCUCUGUUUUUAAUGUUCGGUUAUUUAACGGGAAUAUGGAGUCGUACAUCAAGGACUCGGGCCAAGCGAUUCCUCGUGUGGUUGAAAGCUGCGUUCGCUACAUAAACCUGUACGGCCUCCAACAUCAGGGAAUAUUCCGAGUGUCUGGAUCCCAGCUGGAAGUCAAUGACAUCAAGAACUCAUUCGAGAGAGGCAAUGACCCUCUGACGGAUGAUGAGAGCAACCACGACAUCAACUCGGUGGCCGGGGUUCUUAAACUGUACUUCCGAGGUCUGGAGAACCCGCUUUUCCCAAAAGAGAGGUUCAAUGACCUCCUCUCCUGCAUCCGAAUGGACAACCUCUACGAGAGAGCUUUGUACAUCCGAAAGAUCCUCCUGACCAUUCCCAGAUCAGUCCUCGUCGUGAUGCGCUACCUCUUUGCAUUCCUCAACCACCUGUCGCAGUACAGCGACGAGAACAUGAUGGACCCGUACAACUUGGCCAUUUGCUUUGGCCCCACACUCAUGCCCACGCCGGAGAGUCAGGACCAGGUCUCCUGUCAGGCCCACGUCAACGAGAUCAUCAAGACCAUCAUCAUCCACCAGGAGACCAUCUUCCCUGACGCCAAAGAGCUGGAUGGGCCCGUCUAUGAAAAGUGCAUGGCGGGAGGAGACUAUUGUGAGAGUCCCUACAGUGAGCAUGGAGCCCUGGAGGAAGUUGACAACGAGGGGGGAGCAGAGACGCACACCAGUGAGGAUGAGGGCGAGCCGAUUGAAGCCAUCGCCAAGUUUGAUUACGUCGGGCGCUCUUCCAGGGAGUUGUCCUUCAAGAAGGGCGCCUCGCUGCUGCUGUAUCAGCGGGCGUCGGAAGACUGGUGGGAGGGGCGGCACAACGGCAUCGAUGGCCUGGUGCCACACCAGUAUAUCGUGGUCCAAGACAUAGAUGACAACUUCUCAGACACUCUGAGUCAGAAGGCCGACAGCGAGGCCGGCAGCGGCCAUGCCGGAGAGGAGAAAUGCUCGGGAAAAGACAUCAGUUCGAUGCCUGACGCCAGGAUCUCUGAGGCCUUCAUCACCAGCAGGCACAGAAAAAGGUCCGAGCCGCCAUCACGCCGCCCUCCCGCCCGCCCCAGCGAUGUCCACUGCAAGGUCCAUCCGUCCCAGCAGGGUCACACUACACACGGAGGCACCCCCGAAACGGGCUCGCCAGUCCUGGGCCACUUCAGUCCGCGUGACAUGCUACGGAGUCGCAACCACUUGCCCGUGGAUAGCCCGGAGCGCCGGCGCCGCACCGGUCACGGCAGUCUCACCAACAUCAGUCGCCACGAGUCCCUGAAGAAAACGGAAAGCCCGCCCAUCCGCCGCUCCACCUCGUCGGGCCAGUACACGGGCUUUAGCGACCACCACCACCACCACCAUCACCAUCACCACCACGGUGGCAAGACGCUGGACCCGGAGACCAUCGCACAGGACAUAGAAGAAACCAUGAACACGGCUCUGAACGAGCUUCGUGAGCUGGAGCGCCAGAGUUCGUCCAAGCACGCCCCCGACGUGGUGCUCGACACCCUGGAGCAGCGUCAAACCCCCACGCCGGCCAGCUCCAGCGAGUCCCUCGGCGCUCCUAUCCACGGCGUGGUGCUGAGGUCCGCCGCCAACACCGAGCCGCCGUUCCGCCGCAGCGCCAGCGAUUCCAUGAGCACCUUCAAACCGGCGGCGACGGUGACGUCGGUGACGCCUCGCAUGGGAGUUCAGCUCAAGCCGCCCGCUUUGAGACCCAAACCCGUGCUCGUGCCCAAGUCCGGCCAGAUACCGCACCAGUCUGCUGUCACUCAGGAUCCGUUGGACAAAUCCUGCACCAUGUAAACCUUGGAAUGGAAGCAACUUCCGCGGACGCCGUAGUGGAAUUAUCGUUCAUCGGUAACCAAAUCACAAAUGCUUCCCGUAACGCAUAGUAGUACUACCUGAAAUACACGCCAAUACACGUGCAUGUACCACGUUUACCACUGAGGCCCCAAAUCGGGGUGACCUGAUUCGCCGGCUGCUCCGAUGAACAUCGAACAUCUUCGCCAUCGUGAAGCUGCUGUGACCACAACCGGCUCGGAGAAAAACCACCCACUCGGAGAAAAACCACUACUUCAUGAUAGCGGCAUGAUACUUUUUACAUGUACAUCCUGAAGUAAAUAUGAAAUACUGUAUUCGCACGUUUGCGGAACGCCGUGUAGUUUAGUUGGCACCAUUUAGCCUCUCCAAAAAGAUGGACCGUGAUAUUCCAUGCUGGGAUUAGAAUGGAUGAGAAAAACCGGGAAAACGAGGGUUCUCACGUGCCUUUGAGCAAGCACGUGAGUUCCAUUUGCGUGUCCAUUUGUGUAUUUAAAUCUCUGCAGGUUGUUUUUUUUGGAAAUUUUCAUCCUAACGCUACGACGAUUGGACUGGAUUUGCAAGGUUUACGCGCGCGUGUGUACUCGUCAAAAGCUGCGUAGAUUUCUCAAUGACUAACUUGUUAUUUUUAUUUUAAAAAAUGCCAUGAGUUGUUUCUCGAAUUCAAUAAUGAUUCUCAUAUUCUUUAUUGAAUUCAAGGAAUAACUCAUGGCAAAACAGGAAGGUGACUAAAAAACACAAUGUGGCAACGAGAUCAAGACCUUCCUCUUUAAUACCACCUUCAUAUUUUGCCAUGAGUUGUUUCUCAAAUUCAAUAAUGUUUCUCAUAUUCUUGAUUGAAUUCAAGGAAUAACAGGAAGGUUACAAAAAAACACAAUGUGGCAGCGAGAUCAAGACUUUAAUACCACCUUCCUGUUUUGCCAUGAGUUAUUUCUCAAAUUCAAUAAUGU